Alosa alosa (allis shad) is the source of this 4089-nucleotide messenger RNA. Its product is annotated as serine-rich adhesin for platelets-like. The transcript has 7 exons. NCBI's taxonomy places the organism in Eukaryota, Metazoa, Chordata, Actinopteri, Clupeiformes, Clupeidae. The record is from RefSeq and is a predicted model, not a curated record. Bases 1 to 4089 code for a protein of 1362 amino acids.
AUGGAGCAACACAACCACUACAAUUGGGGAAACACAAUCACAAAGGCAACACAAUCGACUACAGUUGGAACAUUACAAUCAUCUACAGCUGGAACAGCACAAUCAACCACAAAUGAAACCCCUCAAUCAACAAGUGAAGCAACACAAACCACUUCAAUUGGGGAAACACAAUCAACCACAGCCGGAACAACACAAUCAGCUACAGUUGGAACAUCACAAUCAACCACAGCCGGAGCAACACAAUCAGCUACAUUUGGAGCAUCACAAUCAUCUACAACCGGUGCAACACAAUCGACUACAGUUGGAGCAUCACAAUCGACUACAGCCGGAGCAACACAAACAACUACAAAUACAGCAGCACAAUCAACUACAAGUGAAGCAACACAAACCACUACAAUUGGGGAAGCACAAUCAACCACAGCCGGAACAUCACAAUCAACCACAGCCGGAGCAACACAAUCAACUAUAGUUGCAACAUCACAAUCAUCUACAGCCGGAGCAACACAAUCAACUACAGCUGAGGCAACACAAUCGACUACAGUUGGAGCAACACAAUCAGCUACAGUUGGAGCAUCACAAUCAACCACAACCGGAGCAACACAAUCAACUACAGUUGCAACAUCACAAUCAUCUACAGCCGGAGCAACACAAUCAACUACAAAUACAGCAGCACAAUCAACUACAAGUGAAGCAACACAAACCACUACAAUUGGGGAAACACAAUCAACCACAGCCGGAACAACACAAUCAACUACAGUUGGAACAUCACAAUCAACCACAACCGGAGCAACACAAUCAACUAUAGUUGCAACAUCACAAUCAUCUACAGCCGGAGCAACACAAUCAACUACAAAUACAGCAGCACAAUCAACUACAAGUGAAGCAACACAAACCACUACAAUUGGGGAAGCACAAUCAACCACAGCCGGAACAUCACAAUCAACCACAGCCGGAGCAACACAAUCAACUAUAGUUGGAGCAUCACAAUCAUCUACGGCCGGAGCAAUACAAUCGACUACAGUUGGAGCAUCACAAUCAUCUACAGCCGGAGCAACACAAUCAACUACAGUUGGAGCAUCACAAUCAACUACAAGUGAAGCAACACAAACCACUACAAUUGGGGAAACACAAUCAACCACAGCCGGAGCAAUACAAUCGACUACAGUUGGAGCAUCACAAUCGUCUACAGCCGGAGCAACACAAUCAACUACAGUUGGAGCAUCACAAUCAUCUACAGCCGGAGCAACACAAUCGACUACAGUUGGAGCAUCACAAUCAUCUACAGCCGGAGCAACACAAUCAACUACAGUUGGAGCAUCACAAUCAACUACAAGUGAAGCAACACAAACCACUACAAUUGGGGAAACACAAUCAACUACAGCUGAGGCAACACAAUCGACUACAGUUGGAACAUUACAAUCAUCUACAGCUGGAACAGCACAACCAACUACAAAUGCAGCAGCACAAUCAACCACAAAUGAAACCCCUCAAUCAACAAGUGAAGCAACACAAACCACUUCAAUUGGGGAAACACAAUCAACCACAGCCGGAACAACACAAUCAACUUCAGUUGGAACAUCACAAUCAACCACAGCCGGAGCAACACAAUCAGCUACAGUUGGAGCAUCACAAUCAACUACAGCCGGAGCAACACAAUCAACUCAACAAGUUGGAGCAUCACAAUCAACUACAAGUGAAGCAACACAAACCACUACAAUUGGGGAAACACAAUCAACUACAGCUGAGGCAACACAAUCAACUACAGUUGGAACAUCACAAUCAACCACAGCCGGAGCAACACAAUCAACUACAGUUGGAGCAGCACAAUCAACUACAAGUGAAGCAACACAAACCACUACAAUUGGGGAAACACAAUCAACCACAGCCGGAACAACACAAUCAACUACAGUUGGAGCAUCACAAUCAUCUACAGCCGGAGCAACACAAUCAACUACAGUUGCAACAUCACAAUCAUCUACAGCCGGAGCAACACAAUCAACUACAAAUACAGCAGCACAAUCAACUACAAGUGAAGCAACACAAACCACUACAAUUGGGGAAACACAAUCAACCACAGCCGGAACAACACAAUCAACUACAGUUGGAGCAUCACAAUCGUCUACAGCCGGAGCAACACAACCAACUACAGCUGCAGCAGCACAAUCAACUACAAGUGAAGCAACACAAACCACUACAAUUGGGGAAACACAAUCAACUACAGCUGAGGCAACACAAUCGACUACAGUUGGAACAUUACAAUCAUCUACAGCUGGAACAGCACAACCAACUACAGCUGCAGCAGCACAAUCAACCACAAAUGAAACCCCACAAUCAACUACAAGUGAAGCAACACAAACCACUACAAAUGAAACCCCUCAAUCAACAAGUGAAGCAACACAAACCCCUUCAAUUGGGGAAACACAAUCAACCACAGCCGGAACAACACAAUCAACUACAGUUGGAACAUCACAAUCAUCUACAGCCGGAGCAACACAAUCAACUACAAAUACAGCAGCACAAUCAACUACAAGUGAAGCAACACAAACCACUACAAUUGGGGAAACACAAUCAACUACAGCUGAGGCAACACAAUCGACUACAGUUGGAACAUUACAAUCAACCACAGCCGGAACAACACAAUCAACUUCAGUUGGAACAUCACAAUCAACCACAGCCGGAGCAACACAAUCAACCACAAAUGAAACCCCUCAAUCAACUACAAGUGAAGCAACACAAACCACUUCAAUUGGGGAAACACAAUCAACCACAGCCGGAGUAAUACAAUCGACUACAGUUGGAACAUCACAAUCAACCACAGCCGGAGCAACACAAUCAACUACAGUUGGAGCAUCACAAACCACUUCAAUUGGGGAAACACAAUCAACCACAGCCGGAGCAAUACAAUCAACUACAGUUGAAGCAUCACAAACCGGAGCAACACAAUUACAGUUGAAAUCACAAUCAUCUACAGCCGGAGCAAUACAAUCAACUACAGUUGGAGCAUCACAAUCAACUACAAUUGAAGCAACACAAUCAACUACAGCCGUGAGGACUACAGUUGGAGCAUCACAAUCAUCUACAGCCGGAGCAAUACAAUCGACUACAGUUGGAGCAUCACAAUCGUCUACAGCCGGAUCAACACAAUCGACUACAAGUGAAGCAACACAAACCACUACAAAUGAAACCCCUCAAUCAACAAGUGAAGCAACACAAACCCCUUCAAUUGGGGAAACACAAUCAACCACAGCCGGAACAACACAAUCAACUUCAGUUGGAACAUCACAAUCAACCACAGCCGGAACAACACAAUCAACUACAAAUGCAGCAGCACAAUCAACUACAAGUGAAGCAACACAAACCACUACAAUUGGGGAAACACAAUCAACCACAGCCGGAACAACACAAUCAACUACAGUUGGAGCAUCACAAUCAUCUACAGCCGGAGCAACACAACCAACUACAGCUGCAGCAGCACAAUCAACUACAACCACCACAACAACCAUUCCCACUACAACCACCACCACAACUACAACUAGACCACCAUCCCGUCCCGCUCCUACUAUUGAGAUUCGUGCUGUCAUCCUCAUAGUAUUUCAGUCAGCUCUUGCCAACACCGGGAGCCCAGAGUUCCAGCAACAAGCAGCAGAGGUUGAAAAUGCAUGUGAUGUGAUCUAUCAACAACGUUUUGGAUCACGGUUUGUGCGGACCAUUGUGAGACAAUUCAGGCUGGUUACUCGAUUCAGAACAGAUGAAGUUGAGACAGAUGUUGACGUUGUGUUCAACGAGACUUCAAUUGAGCCCCUCCCUACAAGCUCUGCUGUUGCUGAAGCCCUGGCUAUCGCUGUAAAUGACUCAAAUUCAGGCUUCAAUCUUUCUGUGGUUCCUGGAUCCAUAUUUGUGAGAAGUGAACCCAAAUCAAAAGCCAUUGUCCAGUUCCGUACCAAUGACACAUUUAUUGCUGACCUUUUGAAUUCCACUUCGGAGGCCUUCAGUGAAAGAUCCUCACUCAUUAAAAGAGAGCUUGAGCCAUUUUUCUUUGAAGACUACCAACCUGAUUUCAUCAGCCUCACACCAACAACCUUCAGGUGA